AUGUUGAUUAGGCUAAUAUUGAAAUAUGUCACGUUAUCUUCUGAUACGUUUGAAAGUUUGAUCUCUAAUUGCCCGUUGCUUGAGGAUUUGGUGCAAAAAGACAUAGACAAUUUGUACUUCAUGAGUAUUAAUGCUCCGAAGCUAAGGUCAUUUGUCUUUCGUUGCAAUAUACAAUUGAUACAUCUUGAAAAUGUCCCCGUUCUUUCCAAUGUUCUGUAUGCGCCUAGAGAAUUAGUUCUAGAGGACGAAGAUGAUUUUGUCAAUAUUUUUUCGUCUAUUCCUGCUCUCAAGUGUUUCAGGUGGGAUCUUUUUGAGGAAUGUAUCCUUAGUGAUGGAGAUUAUUUCGAAUGUGUGCCCCAGGAGGUUGUUGAUGAGAUUCCUGCAAGCUUUUCGGAUAUCACAUUUAAUCAUCUGAGGACAGUUAAGUUUUAUGAUGUACUAUUAGAAGAGGUUGAAAUGCAGCUUAUCAAGGUUUUAUUUGCAAAGUCUCCAGCACUGGUGAAAAUGGUAAUCAAGCAUCGUCAAAUGGAAACUAACAAAUCUCUGAACUUACUCGCGGGGACAACAAAGUUUCAACGGGCAUCAUCUAAAGCAGAAGUCAUGUAUCUUGUUGAUUAG
Messenger RNA from Solanum pennellii, 618 nucleotides. RefSeq lists its product as uncharacterized. The record is from RefSeq and is a predicted model, not a curated record. The transcript has 2 exons. The coding region runs from base 1 to 618 and encodes 205 amino acids. NCBI's taxonomy places the organism in Eukaryota, Viridiplantae, Streptophyta, Magnoliopsida, Solanales, Solanaceae.